Pelobates cultripes (western spadefoot toad) is the source of this 26554-nucleotide messenger RNA. NCBI's taxonomy places the organism in Eukaryota, Metazoa, Chordata, Amphibia, Anura, Pelobatidae. The record is from the annotation of a GenBank genome assembly.
UGACGCGCGCCCGGCGCCCUCGCUUCCCUCUCCGCCCCCCCCCAUUUGAAAAGCCGAAGUGGCUGCGGGCGGCAGGAAUUCAAAUAUUGUGCAUGUUCUCGCGCUCCAGCUCGUAGCCCAUUGGUGCAGCCGUUGCAGUAGCCGCGCGCUCAGCCUUGUCUCGCUCUGCUCUCUGUGUGUGAGAGCUCCCACGCGCUGUCCCCGUGCCGCGCGCUGUCUUAUUGUUUUGAUUUGUUUUUUUUUUUUUUUUGACUGGGGAGUCUCGCGCGCUCCCUGUGUUGGCGGGAAUAUCCUCCUUCCCUCCCUCCUUCACUUCCUCCAGCCGUUCCCGCGCUCCCCAAUCAAUCCUCACCGCCCGGCCGGGGGUCUGCAUUAAUCUUUACCGUGUAAAGGCUGUCUAGCGUGUGUGUGUGUGUACGCGCUCAUUGACUUCACCGGAGUCAGCAAUGCCUGGCCAGGCCGCCUCACAGUGUCGGCAUGCCGAAAUCAGGAAAUGGUAAGCACCUCAUUCACCUCCCUCUGCCUGGGCCGGUACCCGGGCUGCUUACACUGCUGGAGCCCUCAAGGCUGCAUGUGACGUCAUGCUAGGGGCCAUGACUUCAUGCACCCAUCCAAAUUGGGGGGAGGGGGGUUAUAGAAGGUCACUCACCUUUCUGGCUUUGGGAGAUAGUAUGUAGCAAGUGCUGCUCUGCUGUAUGUAGCUUUCAUAUGCUGCAGGUGGAUACACAUAGUAACCUUUAGCAUUGCCACUAAACUACCUGCCACUAAACUUCUCCUGCAGCUGAUAUGGGGUCUAUUAAAAUCUCUCUAUUUAUUUUUCACAAUUGCUUACAAUCAACUUUCUAUCUCUCACAAUGUUGCAGUUUUGUAUUUACCUAACUUUGUCAUAAGGGGAAAAACAAACAUCCUGAUCUGAAGGCACAGACCCCAGGAACCUGUAUGUAGAAUUAUUGUUUGCAUUUGUAGAGCAACAACUUACGCCGCAACGUUUAGUCUUCUUUAACACUAAACAAUAAAUGCGACAAUUCUAAAAUAUUACAGGAAAUAAAGUUUGAGGACCCCCGCUCAAACUAACUUAGUCUAGGAGAGGUGUUGUGUUUUAGUCACUUUAUUUAUAGAAUUGUAUCUGUCCCAAUGUCAAGAGGAUUGGGGCAAAGUACAACAGAAGCACAUGUUUAUGAAUAUUUGUGCUGGAACGUUUUGCAGGUCAAUUCAGUCUGUAAGGAGUGUAUCCGCUGUGCCCAGUGUAUGGACAUCUCCUCUGAUUACCCUGGCAUGCCACUUUUCUCUGCAUUUAUGCACUUGCUGGUGUCAUGUGAUAGGAUAAAGGGUUACUGUAAACAUAAGAGUGUGUAUUAAGACACUUUUUGGUAAGUUACCGUUCCUGUUAUCGAUUCUUAAUGGGAUACUCCAGGCACCAAAACAACUUAAUCUAACUUCUUGUGGUGCCUGAUGGCCCCGGAGGUACUCUUGCCUCCAGGGGCUAAACUGCCCUCAAACAGUUGCUCUCAGCCAAUCAGCAGUACCCCAUGGCUGGCAGCACUCUCUGCUUCCUGAAAAUUUAACUUGGGUUUUAACCCCUUCAGCCCAGCGAGAGGGGGGCCACUGAGGAUGGUUUGUUUUCCUGGCACUAUAGUGCUUCUUUAAUGUAAACAAACUCUUAAAGCAAAAAAAGUACUUCUUCCUAUGUCAAGACCUGAGAUCCUCCUAUGCUGCCGUCACUGCUAAUACUUGGAGUGCUGUCAGGGAGGACCUGGUCGUCAUGAAAGGUUGUGCUGUGCCACCAUUGGACACCUCUCUGCAGCAUGCUGACAGAUGUCAAAUAUUCACAGAAUUUACAUUAGCUGGUUACACCUUCUGUUGCAAAGGGGUUGAAGGGAAAUUGACAAUUUAGAUGUACCCCUAAAGAAAACAUGUCUAGCCCUUUUUAUUAAGAGGCUAUGAAAAUCUGCUCUCUGCAAAAUCUUACCAUGCCUCAGAUUUUCAGUGUGUUGAAUACACCAGUCAUAAGCUUCUCACUAUGCUAGAGCAGUGAUCACCGGUAGUCGCAGCGUUCCUAUGUUUGUUUGAGGUGUAGUACAGAGCAUUGAGACGGUAGACACACUAAAGCUUAGCAUGCACCUGCUUCCUAACUUGGCUUCUGAGAGCUAAUGAAGCAGAAGACUUCCCUGGCUGUCUUGGUGACAGCUAGGUAGAUGUUUCUGCUCCCACGUGUCUUAAAUAGUUAAAAUCGGUACUCUUAUAAACUGUAUGCUAGGCUUCAGACACACAACACUUAGGCCAGCUGAGUGUUUUGUGUCUGGAGUGUUUUUACUUUGUAUACAUAGUUUCAUAUUCAUACUCUGCCCAUAAGAGUAAAUCUCUCAACAGGUGUAGUAUACCAACAUUGCUACACAGAAGAUAUUGUACAGUGUUUUGUGCUCUUGACACUAGAAGUCCUGGGUCCUGUCCUGCAUUAUAGUGACAGAGCUACUGGCUGUGGCCCACAUGAAGGUGGCUAAAAUGUAUUUUUUUUUUCUUCGCGUCGCUGUAUUUGUCAUUGUGAGUUUAUCAAAGUGCAUACGUGCUGCCAAAGUGCCCCUUGAAAUGUUGGCAAUUUUGAUUCUAGUUUUAGUUUGUAGUUAUAUGAAAAAUGUACUCAAAUAAAUUGCAUGUUCAUAAACUACUGUAGCUUGUGAGGUCUUCUGCGGUGGAGCGUGAGGGGUGUGGUAUCUGUUGCAGUAAGUGUCAGCAAAGGGUAAAUGAACAGCACUAUGGCAGUAGUCUAAUAGAAAAGUUAAAGUUUUUAUAUUUUUGCUUCACGCAAAGCAUUGUAACUGCUUCCCUGAAAGUGAAUUUCUUUUCAGCUCUUAUUUAAUAAACAAUUGAGGCGCUUACGUAGAUGAGUAAAAAGCUAUUUUUAUUUUUAAGCAUCUGUGUGGUGCAUGACAUCACUACAGAUAUGCCUCAAGCAUUUAUUCCAUACUGCAUUAUGCAUGGAUGCAAGUUGAAGUGUAGUCCCAGUUAAGAGUUAAACUGCUUUUUACAAAUAUGGCUUAGCACAAUGGUUCCCAAAUCAGUCCUCGUGCUCAGCCAGCUCAGGAUUUAGGGAUUACUGAGUUUUGAAGAGAAAUUUUUCAAAAGGUGUUUUUUAGGAAAAAUAAAAAGCACAUUGGACAGAGCUGGGUAACUCCUAAAUCUUGGGGUGGGGCAUGAGGAUUGGUUUGGGACCCACUGCUUAACAUUCGAACUCUUGGAUAUAAAGUAGAUCUCCUUCUGUGACAGAUGUAUCCAUUCUAUUUAGAAAAUAAUCCAGGCACUCCAAUAGAUUCCAAAUUUUAAUGCUAUUUAUUUGAACUAAGAACUUCUUGGUUCAAAUAAAUUGCCUUAAAAUUUGGAAUUUAUUGGAGUGCCUGGAUUAUUUUCUAAAUAGUAUCUAUCACUGGUCCUAUCUGGGUACUAGGACUUUCCAAGAAGCACCCUGGAUUCCUUUGUGAGGGGCUGAGUGCACUUCCAACUUUGAUUAUAAGAUGUAUCCAUUCUGUCCAAAAGUGUCACUAAUGUGGACAGUUUAUUUAUUUUUUUGUAAUUGGCAAUAUGAGGAGGCUAGAUCAUGACUCAGGAGACCUUGGUGUCAAAACAAUUUAAAGGAACACUAUAGGGUCAGGAACACAAAUGUGUACUCCAGACCCUACUGUUAAAAUCACUUUCCAGCCCCUCCUUCCAUUAAAUAUAAUAUUUUAACUGACCCUUUAGUGUUCACACCACCUAGUCUACCUGGUGUGACAAACUGCCCUGAACCCCUAUUACUUUUCACGCCCAAGUUAUUUUCCCUUGGAUUUAGUCGUUCCAUCUACCGAAAUCAGACCACCCCCUGCUGUCUCUGGGCGGCCGCUGUUCAUUCAACCGAUGCACGUGCCAUCUUGUCCGCCGAAUGCAUGCAGCGGUACUUGGUUGUCAAGUGUCUUGAACUCUGAGAUGGACACUCUUAACUUGUGAACCUUUUAUAUUUUUUUUUAUUUUUGUUCCCGAGAAGCCAGGAUAGUGCUGUUCGGUGGAAAGGUGCGCACGAACAAGACUAACAAUCGCUACCAGUCAGUGUUUUGGAACUCCCGAAAGUGACUGACCACUACCAUUUUUCUUCUGGAACUAAUUUAGGUAGACUCCACAUGUGCUGUCGGUCAAAACUGUACUCCUGGAGGUCUGGAGUGGUUCCGCUUUCCCUGGGGUCCGAUGGAACUGCGGUUAUCUUCCUGCUUUAAUCACUCAUUAUUUAGUGAUGCUAGGGCCCUAAUGACAUCAUAUUCUUGCACCCGGCAUUAUUAGAAGGCUUCUGAGGAGCAGGAAGAUUGCUGUUCCCUUGCUACCUCCUCUCCUCCAUUCAUAAUGCUUUCCUAUGGACGCUUGCGUCUCACAAACGGCCUCUAGCGGCUGUCAAUGAGACAGCCACUAGAGGCUGGAUUAACCCAUAGGAAAGCAUUGAAGCAAAGCUAUUAUAUUGGGAAGAAUCUGACGCUGGAUGUCCUUGUGGAGAGCGUGAGCACGUCCAGCGUCAGUUAACUGACCAGUGGUCAUUUAGGAUCCAGAAAGCAUCUCCAGUGGCUGUGUGGGAGGCAGUCACUGAAGGCAGAUUCAGUGCUGCAAUGUAAACAUUGCAGUUUCAAUGGAUCUGCAAUUUAAUAUUGCAGCACUAAGUGCAAUAGGGACACUAGCUCAUUGAAGUGGUCUGGGUGCCUAUAGUGUCCCUGCAAACUGAAACUGUUAUGUUUUUUUAUUAUAGGGUUAAGACUGCCUCUAGUGACUUUUCUCAGAUUUAACUCUGUGAAACACUGGUCCUCAUCAUGCUGUGCAAGAGACAAGUGUCUUCAAUCCCCCUUACUAAAACAUUGAUUUCAUGCUUUAAAUGGAAAGCCUAGCUUUGUAUUCCUAACACCAUAGUGUUCCUUUAAGUUGCACUUGUAUAUAAAUGUGCCGAACUGAGAUUUUUUUUUUUCAGUGCUAUGGAACAGAAUGCGUGAUUUGUGGUAUAAUGAACAUAUGGCAAUAAGUCUUUGGUCACAGACGUACCACAUCUGAAGAGCCUUUACCCUUAACAAUUUACUAGUAGCAACCUUUAUCCUUUUAUAGCUAAAUUCAUUAAGGAAUCUUUAGACUGUAUUGUAAGUUUAAUGCUAACUUGACUUUUUUUUUUCCUCCAGUCUGAAGGACUUGGAAGAUGACUUGAUAGCAAAGGUAGGUGUAUAUCAUUCAGCAUCAAAAUGAAAUUGCUAUGCUGCAAUAAGAUUCCUGGCGGUUUCUUACCUUUUUAGAAGUUAUGCUUUUUUUUGUGACAAAGUCCCAUGCCCAACAUCUGCUUUCUGAUCUUCAAAACGAAAGAGUAAUGUUUUAAAAAAAAAAAAACUACCAAUUUUAGGUUAACAAUUUACUUUUGUUUCUGAAUAGGAAUGUAUUAAAAAGAAGCUUGGUUCACUGCAAGAUUUCUUGGAAGGAGGUGUCAAAGACAGAUUGAGUGAUCUGGAGAACAAGCUGAGCAAAAAAGAGCUGUCUGAGGUACAUUGCGCUAUUAAGUGGUUAUACACGAUAUUUGAGGAACAGUAAAACUGUUAAAACAUGAUGACCACUUAGCUUGCUCCCACUGAGCAUUUGUGACGCAUUCAGCCUCCCCAACAGAAGUUGGAUGUUAUUGCUUGGCCGAUGACUGCAGUCCUGCUUUGCUCUGAGAUAGCAGUGUGUGUGCUCAAUUGGCUAACUAGCACAGUGCUGCAACAACUCUUAACUCUGUAGAGCAACCUGGCUUCUCCUGCCACAAGUCUGGAUGCAGUGUAUGCAGCAAGGAUGAUACCCAGUGGAACCCAAGUAAGCUGACUUCUGGUACUAUAAACACUGCAAUGGGUAGUGGUGUUAAUCAAUUGUCCAGAUGACUUUAAAGUGACACUAGUCACCAGAACAGCUUAUUGUAUUUGUUCCCUUCUGGCUUUUUGUAGUAAACACUGUCUUCUAAGAGAAAAUGCAGUGUUUACAAUGCAGCCUAGGGAUACCUCCACUGGCCACUCCUCAGAUGGCUACUAGAGGUACUCCCUGGGGCAGUGCUGCACACUGUUUCUGUUUAUGCUGCUCUAGCCACACCUUUCCUGACUCAAACAGGGCCACAUCUUGGAGCUUAAGGAAGAGGCUUAACUCCCCUGGGGUUACAAUCCCAAGGUAAGACAAAAAAAAUUGUGAAUAUCCAAAUUGGACCGAAAAACGUUAUGUACUAUAGGGAUAAGACAAACAAAGACUGAGGGCUGAUGGGUAGGGAGGGGCUCCUAUAUGUUUAUAUUAAAGGGACAUGAUAGUCACCAAAACAACUUUAGCUUAAUGAAACCGUCUUUGUGUGUAAAUCAUGCUUCUGAAGCUUAAUUUCUCAAUUCUCUGCAAUUUAGGAGCUAAAUCACUUUCUGUAAAUGCAUUCCUAGCCACACCUUUCCUGGCUGUGACUGACACAGCCUACAUGUAAACAAAAUGGUUUAAUUUCAAUUAUAUGUAACUUAGGGCUGCAUAAGAAGUGAUUUCACUCCUAAAUGGCAAGGAAUUGAGCAGUGAGACUGCAGGGGCGUGAUUUAUACACUAAAAACUCCUUCAUUAAAGGGACACUCCAGGCACCCAGACCGCUUCUGCCCAUUGGAGUGGUCUGGGUGCCAACUCCCACUACUCUUAACCCUGCAACUGUAAUUAUUGCAGUUUUUUAAUAAACUGCAAUAAUUACAUUGAAGGGUUAACUCCACCUCUAGUGGCUGUCUACUAGAGGGCACUUCCUGAAUCAUAGCAAAGAUUUUGCUAGAGCGUCGCUGGACAUCGUCACGCUGUGUGAGGACCUCCAGCGUCGCUCAAUUCCCCAUAGGAAAGCUCACUCAGUUUAAACAUAGCAGUUUCUCUGAAACUGUUUACAGCUGCAGGGUUAAAACUAGGGGGACCUGGAACCCAGACCACUUCAUUGAGCUGAAGUGGUCUGGGUGCCUGUAGUAUUCCUUCUAAGCGAAUGUUGUCAUGGUGAUUAGUGUCCCUAUCCAUCUGGGGAAGGAGUCUGCUCAUUACAGCCUAGUGAUAACUCCACUGGCCAUGCCUCAGAUGGCUGAUAGAGGUGCUUCCUGGGGCAGUGUCACUGCCAUUCAGUGUCUCCACCCUCUGCAUGGAAACUUUCCUCAGAUGCAUUGAUUCAAUGUAUCUCUGAGAUGCUGUUUGGCUUGUGCUGGCUCUGUCAAGGAGGCAGAUCAGGAGCAGUCUCCUAUGGGAAAGCAUUGUGAUUGGCUGAGUGACUUCUGAUGUCUGCCAAGCAGGCAGAUCAGAGGCAGCAGACUGGAAUAAAAGUAAGAGUUUACUAUAUUAAGUGGGGGUGGGGGAGGGUGCUUGAUGUUAACACUGUAGGGUCUGCAGUACAUGUUUCCUGAUCCUAUAAAGUUUAGAAUGUGACUUGAAAAAUGUGGACACUUUGUGAUUCGUUUCAAACCUAAGCUUGAUCACAAGUUUUUUUUUGUUUUUUACUUUUUAUAUUUGUGGUUUGUUUUGUUUUUUAAAUCCACUGCAUGUUUGUUUUUAACUUUAAUAAAAUACAAUUUUAAAAGUAAUUUAAUUUAACUUGGACUAUAUUUUUCAAUAGUCUCCACAAAGUCAGCAACUAGAAGUGUGCUUUAAAACAAAUGUUAACUUUGCCUUUUUGGACAAUGCACAAAAAAGGUUCUGUACACAAACGCCCCUUCAAUAUGAUUAGGUGGUUCUGGUGCUUUCUCUCCCUCCAAGAAAAAUUCUAUGGAAGAGGAUGUGUGCAGUGGUAAUAAGUCAUAACUGCUGUAUAGAGUGCAUUUGCAUUUUGCGCAAUAUUUAUUUUCCUCUUCAGGGUGGUUAUCUGAAAAAGGUUAAGGCCCUUCUUCACAAGGAACUUAACAUGGAAAAUGGAGAUGCCCCUGCAAAUGGGGAGACAAAUGGUUGUUCCCCGAAUGGUACAUGUGUUAGUGACGAAGAUGAUGUGGAGAUGGCAGAUUCUACAGCAGCGGACAGCAAAGGGCAAAAAGCUAGGAAAAGCAAAACAAAUGGAGAGUGCAAAAGUAGUAAGUCACCUAUUUCAUGUUUAUUGUCUAGAGGCCCUAAAAUGAAUGUGGUUAUACAAGCUUCAGUUAGAAAGCAAAUGUGACCUACACACAUUAUUUUCUCUAAACAAAUCUGCUUUAAGACACAAUGUCCCUAGCGCACACUGUAGUUUGCCAUGAUAUAGAGAGCCUAUUGGUUCGCUAAUGACAUUUAAAUGCUUUCUACUACACAAGUAGGAAUUAACAGGCAAUAUAACUUUUUUUUAUUUAUUUUAGCACAACCUAGUUAAGUUGGCUCAUUUUCUUUUUUGUGAAGUCUGGUAAUCUUGAUCACGCCCUGUAAAUGCUGAAACUUUUUUUUUUCCCUUCAGCACAGGAAACUCACUUCCCUGGAUGUGUAUUUUCCCCUUAAAUAACUUGACUAUUUUCCUUGUUUUCCAGGUGGCAUCUAAUAAAACUAGCUAGAAAUCAAAACACUUUGCUAUGCAGGGUUUUUAAAUUCAAGACUUGCCCUUUAGUUUGAAUUGUCCCAUCUGUUAUUGGCUUUAGAUUCAAUCUAGGGUGGUAAAGUAGUGCUCCACAAACACCGCAAGUUGCCUGCUGUGGUGGUUAUGGUGACAGAAGUUUCCUGAAUAAAUUACUGAUGAAAUUGCCAAAAUUGGAUGUACUUGAUUAGUUUUGGUUUUUUUAAACAUAUUGUAUCUAAUUUUGUUUUUAGAGUCCUUGGGCCGUUCACGCUCUUCUAGGAGUACUAGCAAACAACCCACCAUUCUUUCAAUGUUUGCUAAAGGGUUAGUAUUUUCUACACUGUGACUGGUAUGCUACAUUAAAAAUCUUUUGGAAUUUUUAUUUUUUGAUAUAGCUUCAGAAGUUUGUAUGCUGGACAUGCCUGCUUUGUAUGCAACUUUAGGUUAAGCUCCUGGUGCUUCAUCUGACAGGCGUCUGUUUCAUGGCUAUAUUCUUGUGCUUGCAUGAAUACAUGAAGUUCUAUGAACAAGGCAAUGGGAACCUUCAUAAAGCAACUUGUAUAAGGUGUAGGUGGCUCUCCCUCUGGGCAAACUCUGUAUUGCCCAUAAGACAAACUAGCCCAUUCUUUGCCUUAUCUUGAAUGAUUUGACAUUGGAAUGUCAUUCCUGUUAAAGGGACACUCCACUACCUAAAUACAAAAUAAAAAUCGACAUUUAGUAGAUAUAACCAGAAUGAAAAAUUGCAUGCAUUGUUUCAUUGAGCGGUAAAGCCUAAAAACGACUAGCAAAAUCUGCUGAUCUCAUCUGCUGCCCUUGCAAUCCCUCCCCUUCUACCUCCUUCCAUACUGUCCAGUCAGACUUACCAAUGCAGCUCAAAUAGAAAUCUUUACAAGGCAGGUUCCCUGAGCAAUUGCCUCUUGCGAUUAACUCCACUGAGCAAACAAAAUCAGGAAGUAACAAGACCGGUUGCUUGAAAGCCAUGGGGUGUAAUCAGAUUAAUUUAUAAAAGUGUGUAAAUAUCGAAAUUUUCACUUUUUGUAAAAUGAGAGGAAUUACAAUUCACACAAAGCUUCUCAGUAAGCUAAAAUUGUUUGUCUGGAGUCUCCUUUAGAGUCAACAUGAUUUCAUAAAAUAUUUACAUUCAUGAUAUAUUUGGUUCUUGAGUAACUGUUGCCUAUAAUUUUUACAGACCAAGCAAGAGGAAAUCAAAUGAUGUUAAUGGUGAAACAGAACCUGAACCUUCAGCUGACGAGGAGCAACCAGAAACUGUAAGAGGGUGUUUUUUUUAAAAAAAAAAAUGGGUGGGGGGUUGUUCAGUAUUGUGUGUUUUUUUUUUUUUUUUUUUUUUGCAAUAGUCUUAAAGGGACACUAGUCACUCAAACUGCUUUAAGUUUUUGAUGUAUAGAUCAUGCCUCUAGAGUCUCACUACUAAAUUAUUUGCCACUUAGGAGUUAAGUUUAUACAGGCCUUGCCUUGUCUCCCUGUGUGUGUGACUUACACUGCCUUCCUAAACACUUCCUGUAAAGUGUCAUCUAAUAUUUACACUUCCUUUGUUACAAAUUCUGUUUAAUUUUAGAAUGCAUUUCCUGCUUUGUUAAUGGCUUGCUAGACCUUGCAGGAGCCUCCUGUAUGUAAUGCAAAGGUAAACUGUAGCAUCUUUGCAAGAAAGAUGCUCUCUGCCGUUGUCUGCCUUUGAGUUUAACUCCACUGGAUCAGUUCUAAUUGACGACUAGGGAGUUGUAACAAAGUUAAAGCAAUGCUAUAGGCAUCAAAAGAACUUUAGCUUCAUGUAGUGGUUUUGGUGUACAGACAAUGUCCAUACAGUGUCGCUAUUCUGCCAUUUAGGAGUUUAAUGACUUUGUUUAUGCAGCCAUAGUACACCUUCCUGCUUGUGACUUUAUUUCUUCUCCUAGGAAGAACAGGACGAGAAAAGGAUUAAAGUUGAAUCAAAUGAGAGUGACGGGUAAUGCAGCUUUAGUCUAGCAAUAUAGUUAUUUACUUCAAUAAUCCCUGAUGUGUGACUUAUUAUUUUUUGUAGGAGUCUGGUAAAUACAACUUCUAAUUCCUUAAAUAAUUUAGUUUUCACUAAAAUCAGCAGAAUUAAGGAGUAUUUAAAUUUUCUUGUAUUAAUAUGGACUGUUUGUCAAAUGUCUUUAAAGGGCUGCAGUUGUGGAAACGCCAAAAUCAAAACCAGUGCAACAGCCUAAGGUAGGGCUUUAGCAAUAACAUGUUAAGGGCCAUGUUUGCCGAAAAACCAAAUACUGUAAAAUGACUUGCAUCUUUCUCAUCCAGACUCCUCCACCAAAGUGCAUGGACUGCAGGCAGUACCUAGAUGAUCCAGAUCUCAAAUUCUUCCAAGGAGAUCCGGUUGAUGCUGUAAGUUCUUAGGUUUUGGGGCAUUUAUUAUAUGCCAUAGCGCGCUUAAGCUAGAGUAUCCUUUUUAUAUUCAUAUAAAUUUCAAUCUGAAUAACAAUUAAAUUAUAGUUUGAUUUUUUUUUAUUUUUUUUUUGGUUGUUUCCAAAACCUAUAUGUAUUUUAUUCCCCUCCCCAGUUCGUUAAGCUUUCGUGGUUGGCCUCCCUUUUUUUUUUUUUCAUAAUUUUUGGAUUCCUUAAGAACAGGCUGGGAAUUUUUUUAAUUCUUUGUAUGCUUCACAAAUUUUUUCUAAUUAUCUAGGUAGAUGAGCCUGAAAUGCUGACAGAUGAACGCUUAUCUCUCUUUGAUGCCAAUGAAGAUGGUUUUGAAAGUUAUGAUGACCUCCCCCAGCACAGAGUCACAAACUUUAGGUUCGUGAAAUGUUUGGUAUAUUUUGUGGCCUAAGAUCAGAACUGUUACAGAUAAAGGAGUUACACUGUCGGGUGCUUACUGAGAAGCCAGAGGAAUUUCAGGAAAUACAGGAACUUCAAAGGUUUUUAGUUGGCUUUCACCUUUCAUGCAUUGACUAUCCAGAUCAUUAAAAUGCCUUCCAACCAUAAAGAUGGUUAGAAUGGGAAUUGUAUAUAGUUACUUUACUGUUGGUGUGGGCACUAGUAAUAGCACUGGCAUGUCUUAACUGUCAGAUGUGGUCCAGUUACUCCAGAUCUGUCAGAAAUCAGUUUUAUUGAAACAAUCUUGACAGUCCUCUGCGUAGGGUGAAAUUGUUUCAGUAAAGCUGCUUUGACAGAUCUGGAGUGUCUGGACCAUGUUUGGUUUUUCGAUUAAUACUGAAGAUAUUAUGGGAGUUUGGUAUCCUUUCCUGUGAAAUUUAACUGUCAGACAAGACACAUUCAAAACUGGCUUCCAUGCCAUUCUGAUCAACUCUUGGUCUCCCUUGGUAUUCAUGCAUCCUAAAAGCCGUAAUCAUUCUGAGCGAUAGGUUUCCCCACACACAAACUGUACAAUCAUCCUAAGCCACAAACCACUUUAAUAUUGAUGUACCCUGCAUCUCAAUCACGUGGUGGUUAAAGGGAAUCCUAUUAGUAAUGGUUUCUAUUUUAAAUUACUCUACUUAAUUUUUUUUAAUGUCUUUUGUUUUUUAUAUUUCAGUAUUUAUGAUAAAAGGGGGCACUUGUGCCCUUUUGACUCUGGUCUUAUUGAGAAGAACAUUGAGCUGUAUUUUAGUGGUGUUGUAAAACCAAUUUAUGAUGACAACCCUUCUCUGGAUGGUAAGUGUCUUCACUCACCCUUUCCUCUCUGAAAUAUUAUCUACCUUUUUUUGUAAAACUGUCCAAAGCGCACAAGGGUUUACGUGGGUGAAAAGUCAGAAUAAACUUCAGCUAAGGUAUUCACCUGGUAACUAGUUACAUGGUACCAAUAUUAUCACAGGUUAUGAACUAUUAACACUUGUAUUUAAAAGUUGACUUUCUUAAUUGUGCUACAGAGUUGUUUCAUUGACAGGUGGCGUACGGGCAAAGAAACUAGGUCCUAUUAAUGCUUGGUGGAUCACAGGCUUUGAUGGAGGUGAAAGGGCCUUGAUUGGAUUCACAACGGGUAUGUGUAGCUUGUUUUUUUAAUUUUUUUUUUAAAUUUAUUUUUUUGGGACCCUCUCCCACCGAAAACCAAAAAGCAUAUAAAAACUGCAGAUAUAAUCUAAAAUCUCGUGAUUUUGAGUUUGGUAUAAUUGCUUUAAGACCAUUCACCAUGUUUUGGUUUGAAAGUGUUCAUUCUCAAAUGCAUUCUUUCAAAAGAUGUUUUAGGAAGGAUUUUUGUGGCGAGGGGCGCGCCAGGGUGUGCUAGUUGACAAACAUUCUUGUAUGCGUUGCUAUGACCUGUAGAACCAAUGUUAUUCUCUUCAAACUUGCAGGUUUUGCAGACUACAUACUAAUGGAUCCAAGUGAGGAAUAUGAGACUAUAUUUGCUCUAAUGCAGGAGAAGAUCUACAUGAGCAAGAUAGUGGUGGAGUUCCUGCAGAAUAAUCCUGAUGUGACUUAUGAAGACUUGCUCAACAAAAUCGAAGUAAGUCCUCUCGCCAUAGGAAAAGCUCUAUUUUCCUGAGAGCAAGGCCAUUGAUUACCCAUUCAGUCCACUGUUUAUCCUAUAGUAACAGUCUGUUUUUACUAAACUCUGAGCCAGACGUGUAUAUAAAAUAUCUGCUGUGCUUUGGAUUUCAGUUUGAGCAGUUCAAGUCACUUUGACUGAUUAGAACACUUAUAGGUAAACUACUUAUCCCAAAGACACUGGAUUAUGGGAUAACCUCCUGCCCCAUAAACCGGAAUGACACUACUGAAUAGAAAUCACUUUUGGAAGAUAUUCUUAUCAAAAUGUCAUUUAUUUCUGUUGCAGACAACUGUACCGCCUUCUGGAUUGAACUUUAACCGCUUUACAGAAGAUUCUCUGCUGAGACAUGCUCAAUUUGUGGUAGAUCAAGUGGAGAGCUAUGAUGAAGCUGGAGACAGUGAUGAGCAACCAGUUAUAGUAACACCUUGCAUGAGAGACUUAAUAAAGUUGGCUGGUGUCACCCUUGGGAAAAGGUGGGUGACUUAGUGUUGCUUGGGUCACAACAUUAAAUCUUCUGUAAAUAUUAUGGUAACUGGGCCAAUUUUAUAUUGAUAUAUUUUAUUUAAAGAUGGCUGAUAUUUAAACUCCUUACAUCUUAUCUAUCGCCUUUCUCCCCCCCAGACGUGCUGCAAGAAGGCAAACUAUUAGACAUCCCACAAAGAUUGCAAAAGACAAAGGCCCUACAAAAGCCACUACAACAAAGUUGGUGUAUCAGAUUUUUGACACUUUCUUCUCUGAACAAAUUGAAAAGGAUGAAGAUCAAGAAAACACAAAACGUAGGCGUUGUGGUGUUUGUGAGGUAUGUUCUGUAUAUAAUCUUGUGGGUUAAGGUUCAUGAGACCUAGUUAAAUGGAUGUUUGAAUCCGUUAAACUAAUUCACUUUAAUGAAGUGGCUUUGGUUUAUAGACAUGCCCAUUCCAAAUUCAGAGAAACUGCAAUGUUUUUUUGCAAGUGUGUGGUAAGUUAUUUGUCUUGUGUGGUAUCUUUAUUCAGAGACAAAUUGUAAUUUUAUUUUUUAUUUUUUAAAUGGGCUAGACAGUGUUUUUAUUAUACUUGUAGAAAUAACACAAACGUUCAAAGAUCAAAUCACCUCACUUAAAACUCUGACAAUUGGUAAUUAAUAAAAUUAUACUGUCAAUCCUAAUUUCCUUUUUUUUGUAACAAAUUGUCUGCAAGCUCUUCUGGUCAAGUGAACAGUCUGACAACCUUUACAUGUGUAAUUUCCCAGUGUUUCUAUUUAUUGCCUGUAACCUCUGUAACUGCCAGUUUGUGUUCUGGGGGGACUGCCUUAGUUGCCAGGCAAGUCCCUGCACCAAAUCAGCAUAAGUGUGUGGACGUGGGACACAAGCCUACUCUGUGCCUGUAGCAUGAAACAUUCAAAUAUCCUCAAAUUGUUAACUGGACACAAUGUUAAGUUAUUGGAGUUACUUCUACAAUAUCCAGAUGGGGUUACUUUUUUCUUUUUUUCUCGCAGGUAUGUCAGCAACCUGAAUGUGGAACAUGUAGAGCUUGUAAGGACAUGGUGAAGUUUGGUGGAAGUGGGCGUAGUAAGCAAGCCUGUCUACAAAGGAGGUAAAAUAAAUUGAUACACUGGGGAGGGUUAUACUUAAUGCUCUCCUAGUUGUUUCUCACUUCUCUCAUGUCAUUCAGGUGUCCAAAUCUUGCUGUGAAGGAGGCUGAUGAAGAUGAAGAGGUAGAUGACAAUAUUCCAGAAAUGCCAUCUCCUAAGAAAAUCCUCCAGGGUAAAAAAAAGAAGCAAGAGAAAAAAAACAGGAUAUCCUGGAUUGGUGACCCUGUCAAGGUAAAUGUUUGUGUUUUAAUAGUUUUGGCCUGCCUUUACAGAUUUAGUGAGACUUUCUGAAGAUGUGCAUGAAGCUAACAAUGGUAUGUUGACUUCAAUCAAAUCUGUAAAGGAUGUUUACUUUGCUUAUAACCAAUCUGUCAUAGGUUGAUGGAAAGAGGGAAUAUUACCAGAAAGUGUCAAUGGACUCUGAAGUUCUGGAAGUUGGUGAUUGUGUGUCUGUGAGCCCUGAUAAUCCAACAGAACCACUCUACUUGGCUAGGUUUGUAGAUUUAAAAAUCAUACUGGCAGUCUUUACUACUUUGACUGGGAUAGAUGUACCUAUUUGGGAACACCAGCACUUGAUGGGCAUGUUUUACAAUACAAUGGGUUUUUAUUUAGGGAAAUGCUAAUUUUAUUUUUUCAAUAUGUAGUUUGUAAUUGUGUGGCUUUUUUCACCUUUUAAAAGGAUCACGUCCAUGUGGGAAGAUGCUGGAGGGCUCAUGUUUCACGCACAUUGGUUCUGUCUUGGAACAGACACUGCCCUUGGGGCAACAUCCGAUCCUUUAGAACUUUUCUUGGUUGAUGAGUGUGAGGACAUGCAGUUGUCCUACAUUCAUGGCAAAGUCAAUGUGAUCUACAAGGCACCAUCUGAUGAUUGGUUUAUGGAGGUGAGUUUAGAAAGGUUGUUGGUAGUCUUUUAUAGUUACCGAUAUUCAUGGACUAAUCUGAAACCAUGAAUUCAGAAUUUCUCACUGUGGUAAAUGUGGUGUUCGUCCUUAGAUUGUCACACUAUCAUCACUAUAUGUAAACUUUUUUUUCUUGUGCAACUUUUUUGGUUGCAUGUCCUCGCAUUUGUGUGCAGAUCUUAAUUGUCUUAAGGAGCAACUACAUGAUGUGCAAUUGUCUCACUUUAGUUUCCAAAACGGUAUACUGUCAUAUAAUUGAAUAUUAAUAGCAGAAUUAUAUACACCAACUACUCAAAUGCCCGAUUAGAAUGUCGUUUUUUUUUUUUUUGUUUUUUUUAGUAAGCCUUUGGGCACCAAUAGUAAGGAACAAUAUAUUGGAUAUACCAGUUUGUCUAUCUUUGGCUAAGGAUCUUUUGUUUUGGGGGGGGGAUUUCUUCCUCAUUCCCUCUCCUUGUCUCUAUAAAGGAGGUAAAACAAACUGCUAUAAAGAUAUUUAAGGGUUACUCAAAGCACCAUGACAACUUGUCAUCUAGUUUUUGAAAUGUUCAUGAUGCAAGGAUACAGAUUUUCUGGCUUUUUCUCAUGGAAUGCUGCACAUACAACUUCAGCAGCUAGCCCAAAUAUCUUUAACUCCACUUCUGGCAGCAUCAUUGGCCAGCCCAGAACAAGAGUUCCAGGCUAGCUAAGGUCUACUCUGUGUAUUCCUUGCACAUAUUAUCUUUCACUGGCAGCGUAGCUGAUGCUCUCGGCCACUGAAUAACCAGCAGGAUUAUCAUCCAGUUUCUGCAUAAGCCAGAUGUGACAAUGCUGGCAUUGAAGGAAAAGGCAAACCAUUACAAAUCUUUUGCUCCCUUACCUGGAACUGCUUCAUAACCACUACAGCCAGCUUGGUGAUCUUUUAAAUUUCAUCUUUACACGGUAAUCCUUCAUAGAUUAUUGCUCCCAUUUAUCCACAGGGAGGAGUGGAUACUGACAUAAAGGUAGUGGAUGAAGAUGGCAGAACAUAUUUUUACCAGCUGUGGUAUGACCCUGAAUAUGCUCGUUUUGAGACGCCACCAAAGAUACAGCCAACUGAAGACAAUAAAUAUAAGUGAGUGGUGUUGUUUAGAAAUAUUGCUGUCUGCUACUGGAAGAUCUGUUUAAUGUAGUUGCUGAACCUGUGAAUUAAGUCAACUGUUAUUGAAACAUAGGGGAAAGGCUAUGCAUAAGCAAACUCACCACCCUUCUCUCAUGUGCAACAUUUCCUUGUGGUUUACAAACUGUACUUGUUCAGGAAUGGGAAGUGUUCAAGUUUGCUUGUCAAAAGUGAAUGUGUCAAAUUUACAUCCCCAAAACACUUUUGGAAUUUAAAGGAGUGCUUAGCAGCUUUGCAGCUUUAUGCCGGCAACAUUUUCUUUAAAUGAACACUAUGAGCACCUUAACUGGCUUACCAAUAGUUUGACCCCAAAGUUGUGUAGAUGGCACCUGUCCACUGAUCCAGCCAAGUCCCCAGUUUUAAUGUGAAGGCUUAGGUGCAGUUGUCGGCUGAAAGCAUCCACUAAAGCUUGGUCCAUUGCUAGUUUUCCAUGGAGGAAAAUUUUAAAAAUGAGGUUAAGCCUUAAGGUAGGACUAUACCUAUGACCUCGGGCUCCAUAACUUCAUUGAGAUUAAGUUUUUGCCCAUUGUUCCUUAUGUUAAUGGCAGGGCUUAAUUUUCAGCUAUUGUGCUACUAGCCAGGCCUUAAAAGUUACUUUUCACUACCUCCUUUGGAGGGUUUGUAGCACAUUAACUAAAGAUUAAUUUCUACUUGUCCGGGUUACAUUUUUACACUCAAACGGUAGAAGAAAUCUUGAGCACUGCUAAUGGAAUCCAAAAUUGCAGCAAGACUUAAUACUUAUUUGUCUCUAAUUAGAAAGUAAUCUUCAUCAACUAUUUUCUCUAGGUUCUGUACCAGCUGUGCCAGACUGGAUGAAAUAAGGCAAAGGGAGAUACCACGUGUGUCUGAUCCUGUGGAAGACCUUCAGGAUAAAGUACUCUACAGCACGGCAUCAAAAAAUGGUGUUCAGUACAAAGUUGGGAAUGGUGUGUUACUGCUGCCUGAUGCCUUUUCUUUUAGGUAUGAUGUUGAUCCAUUGCUUAUGAACAUCUUUUGUAUCAUGUAACAACUCAAACUCAGCUCACAAACUUUGUGCGGAGUCACUUACUCUAAAGCACACUUGAAACAUGUUGCCUUUUUGUCAGCUUUUGGUCAAAAUAAUUCUUUAUUGGGUUUGGAAUGAUCCUUUUCUAUUCUAAUUUGUUUAAAUUGUCUUUCAGUGUUAAGCUGGCUUCUCCUUUUAAGAGGCCUAACAAAAAAGAGGAUGUGGAUGAAGAUCUCUACCCAGAAAACUAUCGCAAAUCCUCAGACUAUAUUAAGGGUAGCAAUCUUGAUGCUCCAGAGCCUUACAGAAUGGGCAGAAUCAAGGAGAUCUUCUGCCACAAGCGCAGCACUGGAAAACCCAAUGAAGCUGACAUAAAACUGAGGAUUUACAAGUUCUACAGGUAUGAUUGGCCUUGGGUUUCCUUAACUUAAUAUGAACAUUGGUGUUGGUCCAAGUUUUAAUGUGCAACUGUGCAAAUGGCUUCCCCUAUGGAUUUCCCCCCCUGGUUCUUGGCAAGCUUUGAUUGGGUUGCAACUGCCACAGUUCCAUAGUAGUCUCUAGGAUGGAAGAUACAGUGCACUGGUGUAGAUGGAAGAAGGGAAAGGGGCGGGGAGCGUGAUUAUGCUUAUCUUAGAUUGGAGUUAAACUUUUAAUCCAGUGCCGAUUGGAGCAGGCUCAGCCACGAGGGAUAUGGGGACUUGUUCCUCAAACGUAAUAUGCUACAAAGAAAUACAUUAACACAAGUAAAGAUUGAGGACAACCUUUAGGCAUUCAUCUCACUGGAAGCGUUACAAAAAUCUUCAAGGUUUCCUUUUAAUCACAUCAAAAAUGUAAAAAAUGCAAUGUCUAUAUUAAAGGGACUGUCUGAAAAAAUUACCACUACUUUAAAAAGUACUUCAUAGGUAAUGCUAGGAUAGUGCCAUUGGUGGUUUCCUUUUUUUUUCAAGGGCAACACACAGUGGUCUUCUAGUAUACUCCUACUACAGGGUGGCAAGCUUAUGUGCGCUUAAAGUAGCUUCUGCUAUGCACAUAAAUUUCUAUAUUCUUUGACAAAACUUUUUAUUUCACAGGCCUGAGAAUACACAUAAGGCUUCCAAGGCUAGUUACCAUGCAGACAUUAACUUGGUCUACUGGAGUGAUGAGGAAACUGUAGUUUCCUUAAAGGAUGUUCAAGGGCGCUGUACUGUAGAAUAUGGUGAAGAUCUAACGGAGUCAAUCCAAGAAUAUUCAGCAGGAGGUGCAGACAGAUUCUACUUUCUGGAGGUAGGCUUCCAAAAACCUUAUCUUCUGCUCCCUCCCCCCUUUUAAAGUGGUGAUUAAAAUCUCACUUCUAAUGAGAACCUUUGUGUGUCCCUCCUUUUUUUAAGGCCUAUAAUGCAAAGACUAAGAGUUUUGAGGAUCCUCCUAACCAUGCACGCAGUGCUGUAAACAAAGGGAAAGGAAAAGGAAAAGGCAAGGGGAAAGGUACAGACUAUACUAGUCUCCUCACAACUGUUACAUGAUCUUGUUCUCUUUAAUAUGACCUAUACCAUUUCAACUUGCAGGCAAGGGGAAAGUGCUGUCUGUGAAGUCUGAAAGUGAACAAGCUGCAGAAGACACGAUGCCAAAAUUGCGUACACUGGAUGUGUUCUCCGGCUGUGGAGGUUUGUCUGAAGGCUUCCAUCAAGCAGGUAUGGAUUUAUACCUUUCCUGUCCUAAUAAACUGCCAUCCAUAUUCAAUUGGUUAUUACACUAGAAACUUGACCUCCCUUCCUCCCCUUCAUAUUGCAUCUCCUACAGUGAACACUUACCAAGUAGUCCCUCACUGCAGACCUAGACUGAACUUUAAAAACACUCAAGGGACAGUCAUUUAAAGUGCAUAUGUCUUUACGCUGCCUGGUAUGCCUAAAUUAAAACCCAUUAUAAAAUGAGCUUAAUCUGCUCUAUUAAAGGUGGGCCUCAGAAAUAAUUACAGCUUUUGUAGCAGGCAUUUACUGCCAGUGUAAGCAUUGAAUGGUAGUAAAGCAAGCUGAUCAUAGUUGUACAAUGCACCUUCAAUAUUCCCUGAAAUACAGAAAUAUUGUGCCAGCUCAAAAUACCUUCCCAAACUUUAUUUGAAAAACCUAAAUGGAAGUGUUUGGUUUUUUCAUAUCUCCAGGUGUGGCAGAGUCAAAGUGGGCCAUUGAAAUGUGGGACCCUGCGGCCCAGGCCUUUAGGCUAAACAAUCCAGGUGCCACAGUGUUUACAGAAGACUGUAAUGUCUUACUAAAGCUGGUCAUGGCUGGGGAGAAAACAAAUUCCUUAGGACAGCGGCUACCCCAGAAAGGAGAUGUAGAAAUGUUAUGCGGUGGUCCACCAUGCCAAGGGUUUAGUGGAAUGAACAGAUUCAACUCCAGGACCUACUCUAAAUUCAAGAACUCAUUGGUAGUCUCUUAUCUCAGGUAUGUUGGUGUUUGUACAGAACAGUGAUAACCAAAAAUGUAUGUACAUGCUGCUUUAAGGGAACACUCUAAGCUCUAUACCCCUCCCCAUUGUAAAGAGGCAGACCAAUGCCAUCCCUCACCACCGCCACUUGUUGAAGAUCCAGAAGCUGAUUUAAGUCCUGCAGUGUGGGGCUUAGUUCAAUGGCCAAGAAUGUCAGCUGAUUGCUUUUAACCAGUGCAGGACUUGGCUCAAGAGAACUAAAGGAAGUCCAGCUCGUUCUUUUUAGUAGAGGAUGGGAGCUACAUCUAGUGAACCUCAUUUAAUUAAAUCAUACUAAAUUUCUUGAGGGAGCACGUGCUGCUUGAAAUCCUUUAAAUAAAUCUACCAGAUGUAAAUAACACUCUUGUGAGAUUUACACACACUUUACCUGACAACUUCUUUCUUGCAGCUAUUGUGACUACUACCGACCAAGAUUCUUCCUAUUGGAAAAUGUAAGAAAUUUUGUCUCCUUCAAAAGUUCCAUGGUUCUCAAGCUUACACUCCGCUGUCUUGUACGAAUGGGAUACCAAUGUACAUUUGGGGUACUUCAGGUGAGACUAUUGCUGUGUGUUGCUCAUAAUAAAAUCCUGAAAGAUUAUCUCCCAGAUAGCUUGAGGUGUUUUGUUUUUCCAGACUAGCUAAUUUGUUUUAGGUGGAGUCCUUGUUUGGAUGAACAGACUGUAGUCCUUGACUGCUUUUUAACAGUAUAUCCCAUUCUGAUAGAAAAUUGGUCAAAUAAGCCUUAAUUACAGAUGGAAUGCUGAUUCAGCUUGGUCUAGACACUUUUUUUAUUAGAGUUUAAAUAGCCUGAUGGGACACCACAAUGCUUUGUUUUGCAGGCUGGACAGUAUGGUGUGGCACAAACUCGUAGAAGAGCAAUUGUACUUGCUGCUGCACCAGGAGAGAAACUGCCAAUGUUCCCCGAACCUCUGCAUGUAUUUGCUCCACGUGCCUGCCAGCUAAGUGUUGUCAUUGAUGAAAAGAAAUAUGUCAGUAAUAUCACAAGGUAUCUGUCCCAGGUGUUUUGGCACACAAAUGUUUGGAUUAUCUAAAUCUCCUCUUUGCCUAAAACACCUUAUUUGGGUGUGUGUUUGAUUGGUGUUGCGUAGACCUAUCUAACAACUUAGAAUUUUUUUAACUUUAUCUCAGAACAAACGCCAGCCUCUUCCGAACCAUUACAGUCCGGGAUACCAUGUCAGACCUUCCAGAGAUCCGUAAUGGUGCAUCUGCUCUGGAAAUAUCCUACAAUGGGGAACCGCAGUCUUGGUUUCAGCGGCAGAUUCGGGGCUCCCAGUACCAACCAAUUCUCAGAGAUCAUAUCUGCAAGGUGCAUUAUCAUCUGCUAAAGUGUUUUUGAUUUGCAGAGCUACUUAUAGAUGACAGUAAUAUUUUCAGGUUUUUGAAGUUACUUAAGCUGCAAAUGUUUUAAUGCUAGUUUAAAGCUGCAGACUUUACAGUAUUUCAAAGAUUCCUCCAUUAUGCAUCACCAUAAUCUCUAUGAAUGUAAAAUCGAAUAAGUCUUAAUUAUGCUAAACUUGUAUUGGUUACUGGUCUAUUGGUGUCUCUUAUGUCUUAUAUCUGGACACCUGCAACAGAAAUAUUGAAUGCCUUUUCUAAGUUGUGUUAAAACCUAGAUUGUGCGGGAUGGUUAUACAACUUUUAUAAUAUUUGCUUUACACAUCAUAUAUAGAAUAUUUGCUUUACACUUUUUUUUUUUUUUUUUUUCCAGGACAUGAGCGCCCUAGUUGCUGCUAGAAUGAGGCACAUCCCCCUUGCCCCUGGCUCAGACUGGAGAGACCUUCCAAACAUAGAAGUACGCCUUACUGAUGGCACCACUACACGGAAACUGCGCUACCAUCACAAGGAUAAGAAGAAUGGGCGCAGCAGUAGUGGGGCAUUAAGGGGUGUUUGUUCCUGUGCUGAAGGUAAUUUUUUUAUUUUUUUAUUUUUAUCAUAUAGGACUAGUAUCGGAGGCCUAACUUGUUUGGGGGGGGGAGUGUAGGAGCAGUGCUGUUUAAUGCAUUGGUACUUAAAGCAAACUGGUCUCCUUGCUCUCUUCUUGAUCGUCCAGACCUAUUAACGUACAGCUAUUGCAGAGGCGACAUUAACCAUAUUCACAUGUUAGAAGUCUCAUGUUUGACAAUUGAAAUCCUGUUUUAAAAUGCAUCCUUGAUUCUAGAGAUGUGAUAACUUAACCAAAUAACACUCCUAACUUUAAAGCAAAUAUGCGGUCUUUAAUCUGUUUAUUUUCAGGUAAACCAUGUGACCCUGCUGAUCGACAGUUUAACACACUCAUUCCUUGGUGUCUGCCACACACUGGGAAUAGGCAUAACCACUGGGCUGGAUUAUAUGGCAGAUUGGAGUGGGACGGCUUCUUUAGUACCACAGUUACAAAUCCUGAGCCAAUGGGCAAACAGGUAAUCCAAUAAAAUCUUGUAGGACUUAAUUAUAAACUUGAAUAUUGCUUCAAUGUUAAUCUGGCUAGUAAAGCUGUUCAGUCUUGUAUGUGAAAUGUGGUGUCAGUCUGUAUAGCUCUGAACUACUAUAGCCGCCCAAUCUUAAACUUUUUCUUUCUUCUCAGGGCCGUGUUCUUCACCCAGAACAGCAUCGUGUGGUCAGUGUCAGGGAAUGUGCACGAUCUCAAGGUUUUCCUGACACUUACAGACUAUUUGGUAACAUCUUGGACAAACACAGGCAGGUGGGUAACUGUUCUGUUCAGGUUCUAAAAAUACAAUGUUCUUUAUACAACCAUAUAACUACCUUCUGUAUUUAUUUCAGGUUGGAAAUGCAGUGCCACCUCCUUUAGCAAAAGCAAUUGGCUUGGAGAUAAAAGCAUGCCUUACAACAAGACUGAAGGAAGAAGGAACAGGUUGGUCUGAAAAUAUAUUUUCUGGGCCUCAAGUGGUGCAAGAUGUAAACCUUACUAGUACUAGAUGUAGUACACAAACUACAUCCUGAAAAAUGAAACCUGGCCCUUAUAUCCAAUGAAAUGCAUUCCCAACUUUUUAGUAACCAUUUUAAUUUAGAAGUGCCUGCUAUUAUGUUGCAAUGGAGUAACUGGUAGGCUCAACCUUAGCUGUCCAAAAAUUUUAUUUUUCCUCUUGCAAAGUAGUUCAAUCUGUAUAAUGUACAUAUAAGUACAAGGGGCUGACUCAAAGAUUAUCAAUUUACAAUCUUCUCUUCUUACAGACAUUGUGAAGCAUGAAAAGAUGGAAAUGAAUUAAUGCACUUGCCCAGGAGGACUACCUCCAAGAUCUUGCUCCAUCCGUAUAUGUAUUUUAUUUUAACUACAAAUAUCAAAUCUUCAGCAUCUGAUUGAUUUGACAUUCCAGCUAUCAAUUUUACCUUCUGAAAAUACUUUUGAACUGAAAACAUCAAAUCUCUUUUAAAUGACUGAUUUUACUAUACAUUGUGCUGCAGUUUUCCCUAUUUGUACUUGUUGCAGUUACGUAGUUUUUAUAUGUUGUAAUAUUUCAAAUAAAUAGUACCUCUUAUAGUGCUUACUUUAAUUUGUGCUAUUGCUGAAUGUACAGCAUGGUGCUACUUGCCACAAAUGGUAACAUGCUGUAGAACAACACCUUGAUAGCUUUACAGGACAGUUGGCAAUAUGUUGUAGGGAAAGGAAUGCGCUUUACUUUAGAAGUGACAAUUAUUAAAAAAAUAUCUUAAGCUUAUAGCUGCACAGAUCCAUCCACCUUAAUGGGCUUGUUCUAGCAGCUGGAGAGUUCGGAGAGUUGUCCCUUGCCUCAUGCAGAGUUGGCAGAAUGAUGGUUAUAAUUUAAAUUUGUUUCUGAUAUUUAGGAACCUGUGAUUUUGAAAGUGCCACAAACACUGAACAUAUGUGGCAAACCGGGAGCUUUCAAAUUUAUUGGUGAUGCCUUGCUUCAAUCUUGUGACCUGUACAUUAAAGUUAAUGCAAAGCACUUGCAUUGCCACUGUCUGAUCUAAGACCUUGCCUUUCAAAUAUCAGGCAGUGGAAAUCUUUAAAAAAAUAAAAAAUUUCUUUGCUAAAUAAAACAUACUCUGCUACAAAUUUGCCAUGAAGUUCAUGCUAAGUGUAAAAUGCUGACUAUGCCUCAAACGCCAACCUUACAUGGGUUGCUGGGCUUUACCCGUUUGAACUUUUUACAUAAAAUGACUACCUAUAUAACUGUCAGAAUGCUAAAACAAAGGUGUGGGGUUUUUGGUUGUAUUCAGGAUUCUCAAAUGUAUUUAAAAUGGACUCAGGGAUGAGUCUACUAAACCUCCCUCUGAAAUCACAUUGACACAUUUUGCAAUUUUACUUUUAAUGCUACGGUGUUCUUGAAUCCUAGUGUCCUUCUCAUAUGCUGGGUAUCUGGGAUGGAGACCCUCAAACUGUGCAGGGUAAAUAGUACUUACAACAGCAGUUGGAUAAUAAUGGCUACCCCACAAGGCAAGAGUCAACCAGGAGAUUUUGUACCCUUCUUCCCCCUACCCAUGCACAAGCAAUGCCUGUUAAUUUGAAGGUUACAAUAUGUCAAAUUUUGUCCUUGACCUGGAUAUCUCACUCUAGAGGAGUUCACUACAGCGUCACUGACUUCUUAGAUCAAGAUCCUGACUAUCCUGUCUCUUUGAUAUACCAAGUAAAUAUGCGGUCUGCACUCAAACGGGUGCAAGUAAUAUUGGGUGUGCCCUCAGUCCUGGCACUUCUGUCUGCGACAAAAGCACUGGCCAAGUAACCUAGUUGCAUCUCAGAGUAGCACUUGGUGGCAAAGUGACCGUUAAACUCCAUGCACCACCAGGGAAAUAUAAUCUAGCUAUCUCUAAUGGAAGCCUUGGUGGGCAAAAUGUUUUAACUUUAACACACCACCCCAUAAAUAAAUCAUACAUGCAGUGUUCCUGAAGAACAGACGAAGUUGAGACUAAGAGUGGCAGAAGAAACUAGAAAAGCAAGACAGGAGGAGAGAGGAGCAAACUUUUCUUGAAGUGGUUAAAAAAAAAAACCUAGCGGCCUGGUAGGUGGAGGUGCAAAAGUCCUUUAUUGUAACAACUGUCCAAAAGCAAACUGGAAGUCUGUUUACAAAUUUGAGGAUGAAAAGAUUAACUUCCUUGCAUAUUUGGUUAUACAAUUGUGGACACUAACUUGUGUAUACUAUGGCCCAUUGAAAUUGAACACCCAGUGGUUCGUUCAAGGCUACUACAAUGGGCCUUGACCAGAGUGUUGGAAACUAUUACAAGGAAAAAAUUGAAUAGCAAACUUUGCAAAUACAGCAGACCACAUCGGCCGUGCAAUCACUACUAGUUUUGAGCAUCCACUGCUAAAAAUCUUGGCAUCUAAUUGUCUCCCCUAUCUACUUUGUUUCCUACCAAGUGGUGAAACUGCAUGUCCCAAAUGUUUCCCAAAGGGAAUGUCAGCAUUUGGGCAUAGUGAUGGUAUGAAUUCUUUGCAGAGAUUGUUGUGGCUGCCUAGAAUCUCACUGUGACUAUAUCCCCCAAGUGCAGAUCUCACAUAUUACUUUUCCAUCCAAACAUUAGCUGAGACUUUGUGAAGGAUAGAAGUGGAAUUGUUUUAUUGGGACAAUUCCCACACCUGUAUACCUGAGUCCUCAAGCAGAGAACAAUGCCAAUGUGACAUUCUCAGUGCCUUGAUGUCUGUACUUUGAACAACUAUUUAAUUAGCAGCCAGACACCUCUGCACUGGUUAACAUGAACACAUAACAGGGUUCCUCUGCUCACAUCCCCAAACUAAUGCCCGCUAUGUCCAAAAAGUACUCUGAUAUUGAGUUAGCUGGAGGUGAAGUUUUUCGCAGGGCCCUAACGGUCCUCUGAUCCGGUGCAGUGUUCCAUAGCGCUGGAUACAAAUUCUGCUCUCCUAAAACAAUGGUGCUUUUUGUUGGUACAUGAAGCUUGUGGAGGUCUACAAGUUUCUCCUUUACCUUUGUGAUUACCCCUUUCUGCGUAUAGAACAGUGAUUAUAGCUCAGUGUUCUAGCUUGUAUAGCUGUCUCACCCAAACACUAUUCAAGACAUAGUGAAGGGUGAAGAAUGUUUUUUUUUUUUUUAUUGGGACAAUGCUCACACUUAUAUACCUGGGGCCUCAACAGGAGGUUCCUAGGAAAACGAUGGAAUUGCAACAUUCCCGGCUGUGACAGAAGCUCCCAUGUCAGGGCUUUUUGGAGAGGCUUGAAGGCCAGCCUCUUACCCGCAGACUAUGGAGCUGAUACAAGAAGUCACUAAAAGAGGUGCGUGACCGCAGCAAGCCAUGUACAAACUAUUCAUUGUUACUGGAGAACUCUGACUAGAGUGAACAUUUGUAUAAGGCUUUUAUGCAAAUGAGGGCAAGGCAAUAAGAAGUUAAAUGUCCAUAUUGCUUUUUGUGUUUGGAAAUUUUAUUUGUAUUAUAUGGUGCAUGUAUUAAUUUUAAUUGUUCAUUUGCUAAUGUUCUAUGUAUUUGUGUUUUCAAUGUUUGUCACCACAUGCUUAAGGACUGGUCUCCAAAGGCUAGUCCUUGUCCAAAAUAAAGUUUUGUAUGUUAAUUCCUUUUGGACCUGAGUGUCCUGUGUGGAUUUUUAGAUAUCCC